Camellia sinensis is the source of this 528-nucleotide messenger RNA. The record is from RefSeq and is a predicted model, not a curated record. NCBI's taxonomy places the organism in Eukaryota, Viridiplantae, Streptophyta, Magnoliopsida, Ericales, Theaceae.
AUGCUUUGUCCCAUAUGCCAAUCCGAGAUUGGAACUGUGGAACAUCUACUUUUUGACUGCCCUUGGACUAAAGCUGUUUGGUUUGGAAAUGCUAUCAAUUUAAGAGUGGUGAAAGGAUCCAUCCCUAAUGUGGCUUCAUGGACAAAUGAUUUAAUUGUGUCAGGUCUGCCCAAAGAUGUAACAAUGCAACUUCUCAGCAGAGUGGCUACCAUAGGUUGGUAUAUUUGGAAAUCUCGGAAUGAAUUCAUCUUCAACCAUAUCCCUGUGGAUCCCUCAGCUACCCUCCAGUGUAUUGCUCAUGAAUGGGCCGAACGAGAUCUUCUGGUUCGGCUUUCUCAAAAUUCAGUCUCGCCUCUUGAAUCCCCAUCGCCCGAGCCGCCUUCGGCUUGGUCCCCAGCUGCUUAUGGCUGUUUUAAAAUUAAUUGUGAUGCCGCAUUUUGCCAUAGGGCCUCCAAGGCUGCUCUUGCAGCUAAGGCUGUGCAGCGGAUCCACCGACCCUCUCGACCUGACUCAAACACAAAUGGAUAG